Molecule: messenger RNA, 1581 nt
Organism: Camelina sativa (false flax)
Lineage: Eukaryota; Viridiplantae; Streptophyta; Magnoliopsida; Brassicales; Brassicaceae
Source: RefSeq, a predicted model, not a curated record
UUCGCAGUAACAAUCGUACUAGCAUAAGCUACGUCUAGAACAAGAGCACACGAAUUCAAUCAACAUGGCCAAUCCUAGUAAUUGGCCAUCUCUUCUUAUGUUGGUCUUGGCCUUGUACGCCAUUGCUGCUCAUACAAGUGCUCAAUACACAUACUCUCCACCAUCACCACCACCGUACGUCUACAAUUCUCCAUCACCACCUCCUCCAUACGUCUACAACUCCCCACCACCUCCUCCAUAUAUUUACAAGUCCCCACCACCACCUCCUUAUGUCUAUAGCUCCCCACCACCUCCUCCAUAUGUAUACAAGUCUCCACCACCCCCGCUUUACGUCUAUAGCUCUCCACCACCUCCUCCAUAUGUUUACAAGUCCCCACCACCCCCGCCUUACGUCUAUAGCUCCCCACCACCUCCUCCAUAUGUUUACAAGUCCCCACCACCACCUCCUUACGUCUACAGCUCCCCACCACCUCCUCCGUAUGUUUACAAGUCUCCACCACCUCCUCCUUAUGUCUAUAGCUCUCCACCACCACUUCCAUAUGUUUACAAGUCUCCACCACCUCCUCCUCCUUAUGUCUACACUUCUCCACCACCACCUCCAUAUGUUUACAAGUCACCGCCACCUCCUCCUCCUUAUGUCUACACUUCUCCACCACCACCUCCAUAUGUUUACAAGUCACCACCACCUCCUCCUUACGUCUACAGUUCUCCUCCAUAUGUUUACAAGUCACCACCACCUCCUCCUUACGUCUACAGUUCUCCUCCAUAUGUUUACAAGCCACCACCACCUCCUCCUUACGUCUACAGUUCUCCUCCAUAUGUUUACAAGCCACCACCACCUCCUCCUUACGUCUACAGCUCUCCUCCAUAUGUUUACAAGCCACCACCACCUCCUCCUUACGUCUACAGCUCUCCUCCAUAUGUUUACAAGCCACCACCACCUCCUCCUUACGUCUACAGCUCUCCUCCAUAUGUUUACAAGCCACCACCACCUCCUCCUUACGUCUACAGCUCUCCUCCAUAUGUUUACAAGCCACCACCACCUCCUCCUUACGUCUACAGCUCUCCUCCAUAUGUUUACAAGCCACCACCACCUCCUCCUUACGUCUACAGCUCUCCUCCAUAUGUUUACAAGCCACCACCACCUCCUCCUUACGUCUACAGCUCUCCUCCAUAUGUUUACAAGCCACCACCACCUCCUCCUUACGUCUACAGCUCUCCUCCAUAUGUUUACAAGCCGCCACCUCCUCCUUACACGUACAGAUAUCCUCCAUAUGUUUACACUUCACCGCCACCUCCAAGCUAUAGUUAUAGCUCUCCCCAUCCUCCAAAAUACUAAACAACAAAAUACAUGAUAUAUUCGUUUAUCAGCCAUCAUAUUCUUGGAAUUAAUUAAUAUUUCCUUAAUAAAUUUUCAUAUAUGAAAUGUAUUUCUUUGGUUACAACGAAGUGCGUUUUUGUUGUUUGAUUGCUUCGUUUGAUGUUGUUUUACUCACUAAAAAUCCAUGUACUUGUUGUCCAUCGUUUAUUCUCUAAUGAACUCAAUGAAUCCUUUUAUUUUAAUAGAUUGAAAUAAAAAUC